GGGAUUAUCGCCAUAUUGCCUUCAGAGUUUAGGGCCGGGUGCCCGUAGCCUCACAAGCAAUUUAUAAAAAUGUUAAGAUACGGGUACGCGAUCAGGAAUUUAUCAAAAAUCACACGAAAACCAUGCUUGAGCUACGAGCAGAUUCCCUUAAAAUAUAUCGGUAUUAUAAGUGCCAAUCGAAACUACAGCGAUGCCGGUGAUAAGAAGACGAAUAAUCCUAACAGACCACCUGGCACUACAUUGAAAGCGGAAGAAUGCAUUCCCUCGAAUCAGUCGAAAUCGAAGGGAUCAUUUUCCUCAGAUCCUGUUUGUCCAAUGGAUCCAAAUGUUGAAUGCCCUUUGAGUCCUAACCGGGAUUGUGGUAAAAGGCCAGAACCAUUCGGGGAAGAUGGCAAUCGCAAGAGGCAGCAACGGGUAUGGAUGCAAUUGCUGGCUGCUCUCUUCAUCACUGGAGCCACCAUGUACAUGGUGAAUCGAAUGGGCUGGUUGCAAACACCUGCGACACUUCAAAUACCGAAACAGAAGAAGAAGAAAAAAGCAGAGAGAAAGAAAAAUAAGAUUCCAGCAGUGUCUUCAGAAAUACCAACAGAAAUCCCUUAUCUCUUGAUCGGGGGUGGAACAGCUGCUUUCUCAGCAUUCAGAUCUAUAAAAUCAAAAGAUCCCACAGCAAAGGUUCUGGUUGUAACGGAAGAAGGGGACCUUCCCUACAUGAGGCCCCCGUUGUCCAAAGAGCUUUGGUAUAACAAAGAUAGAGAAACUACAGAGAAAUUAAAAUUCAAACAAUGGAACGGCACAGACCGAAGCUUGUUCUAUGAGCCUCCAGAAUUUUACACUCCUGUUCCAGAAUUAGCACAAUCGCAAAAAGGAGGUGUCGGUGUAGCUUUAGGAUGGAAGGUUAAUCAAAUUGACAUCGUUAAUAGGACGGCAAUACUUGAAGAUGGUCAUAAAAUAAAAUAUGAAAAAUGUUUAUUAGCCACUGGUGCCUCGCCCAAGAACCUUCCAAUAUUUGAAACUGCAGAUGAUGCAAUUAAGAGUAAGAUCGUACCGUUCAGAACAAUAGAAGACUUCCUCAAGCUAGAGGAGAGCAUUCAUGAUCCAGCUGUAAAGAAUAUAGUUAUUGUUGGUGGAGGAUUCCUUGGUUCCGAAGUUGCGUGUUCCUUGGUUAGAAACUUAAAUCCAGACCAAAAAACGGUUCAUCAGAUCUAUAAAGAAAAAUACAUAAUGGCUCAAGUGCUGCCUGAAUACUUGAGUGAAUGGACUACGAACAAAGCAAUGCUCGAAGGAGUGAGAUGUAUGCCUGAAACUGAGGUUGCAGAUGUCGAAAUGAAGGGUGGGCACCUGAAACUAAUUUUAACAGAUGGAUCCAAAAUUGACGCAGAUCAAGUUAUCGUAGCAGUUGGUGCACAAGCUAAUACCCAAUUAGCUCAAUCUUCUAAUCUUGAAAUUGACCCUAAAGUCGGUGGUUAUCUUGUCAAUGCUGAAUUAGAGGCAAGGAGCGAUUUAUGGGUCGCAGGGGAUGCGGCUUGUUUCUAUGACGUGAGAUUGGGCAGAAGGCGAGUUGAGCAUCACGAUCACGCCGUUAUAUCUGGAAGAUUAGCAGGCGAAAAUAUGACUGGCGCUGGUAAACCCUACUUGCAUCAGUCCAUGUUCUGGUCAGAUCUUGGACCUGAAAUCGGUUACGAAGCAAUAGGAAUCGUUGACGCGUCUUUGCCAACUGUAGGAGUAUUUGCCAAGGCAACGGAUCAAGAUACUCCGCUUGCUGCUGUCACUGCGUCUGACGAGGGAUUGAGAUCAGUUACUGAAGAGGGCAACAAAUCCUCAGCGAUUGUACAAGCAACACCCGUAUCCCAAAAGCACGCACCUGUUGAAGGGUUGAAGUCGGAAGAGUCUGCAAAGAAUGUCGAAGGUGACAAAGAAGGCAGUAAAUCAUGUGAAGAUGAGGGAGGAAAUAAAGUGGAGAAGCCCCAUGACGAAUUUGGAAAGGGAGUCAUAUUCUAUCUACGUGAUGAUGUCGUAGUUGGCAUUGUCUUAUGGAACAUAUUCAAUCGCAUGUCUAUUGCACGACAGGUUUUGGCCAGCGGAACAAGGUACGAUGAUCUCAAUGAGGUAGCUAAGCUGUUCAGCAUUCACGAAGACUGAUACCACCGAAGUUGCAUUUACCAUCGAAUCACUGUUUGUAUAUAUUCGUGUUUCUGGCUAUCGAGUUCUUGAAUGUAUUUUACACCCUGUACUAAGAAGCGAUCUCUAAUGAUUUAAUGGCUAAAUUUUAGGAAGCAUAAAAUAUUGUAGAUAUCAUUUCUCUUAGAACCAGGAAGAUAGUGUUUUAUCUGAAACUCGGGUAAAUCGUCAUAUUUUCUCGUAAUCGUACAAAGUCUACGUGCAUUUAUAUUAUAAUAAAUAUAUAAAUAUCGAACGAUACAUGAUGCACAUUGUUAGAAAAUAAAGGAAAUCAUUGAUCGUGAAUACGGACGACAGUUUUUAUUCACAGUUACGUCGGUAUUGUUUUAGUUGUUUAGUGACUCAUCAUCUGCAAAAACCAUACAGUAUCAACAAUAAUCAGCAUAUAUUUCAUUGUAAUUACCUGGGUACACUGUGCUUAAUUACAUUAUUAACAUAUUAAAGUAUUGUGUUUGUUGCAGUAACUGGUAUUACUUCUGGAAGAAGUUUGAUCUGAGUAAUUAGAUCGGAAAUCACGUCACUAACGCUGCUUCUUGGUACAUAAGCAGAGGCAAAGUUAUAUUGCGAUACCGCUUCGACAAAAGAUCCAUUAAUUGUAAAUGAUUUCCAGAUCGAUAGUCAGUUAAAUCCUGUAAGAAUGAAAUAAUAUGCAAGUUAUUACUACUGUGAUUUUUGAAAGUUCUCACUGCUUCAAGCUACGAAAAUAAUUUUACGCACCAUAUGUUCUGGCCACAUCUUUCCAUCAGUUACGUCUUCUAAAAGUUGGUUCUGACUGUAGUGUAAUAAUGAUGUACAGUAAUACAAUGUGUAGUCAGCUGGAUAAAGAAUACAAAUGGCUAGCAAAUGUACGAUUUCGCACCAUGGUAGUACCCUCCAGAAAUAUUGAGAUAUCAUUUCGUCACAAAUAAUCCACCAGUCUGUACCGCAAUUAUUCUGUGAAUUUUGACAGACACAUUAUUUUUUUU
Messenger RNA from Diprion similis, 3143 nucleotides. RefSeq names its product apoptosis-inducing factor 1, mitochondrial (gene AIF). The coding region runs from base 70 to 2139 and encodes 689 amino acids. Gene Ontology annotation, biological process: apoptotic process; mitochondrial respiratory chain complex assembly. The record is from RefSeq and is a predicted model, not a curated record. Gene Ontology annotation, cellular component: cytoplasm; mitochondrion. Lineage: Eukaryota; Metazoa; Arthropoda; Insecta; Hymenoptera; Diprionidae. Gene Ontology annotation, molecular function: protein dimerization activity; FAD binding; NAD(P)H oxidase H2O2-forming activity. The transcript is spliced from 12 exons.